AUGAUAAAACGAGAUGCCAUUACUAUUAGUUGUGGAUCAUGGAAAUACGAUAAUGGAAGUGAAUUUAUAGGUUAUAUUGUUGAAAAACAUGAUGCAUCAAGAAAUGUUUGGCAACGUAGUGAAUAUAAUAAUCUAUGUACAUCUACAUAUACAAAUAUUGGGUUCACUGAAGAUGUUGCACAUCAUUUUCACAUACGUAUAUCGAUUUUCAUUCUAUCUCCGUCAUUGUUUCUUAAUGUAAAAUAUUCAUUUGAACAAAUAUCAUUUUCAUAG
Messenger RNA from Rotaria sordida, 273 nucleotides. NCBI's taxonomy places the organism in Eukaryota, Metazoa, Rotifera, Eurotatoria, Philodinida, Philodinidae. The record is from the annotation of a GenBank genome assembly.